AUGCAUGAAAAAUCGAUAAUUGAUUGGUCUCUUUCAGGUUAUUACCGGUUCGACAUACUCAUUCUGCUCACCUAUCAAAUGAAUCACUUCUUCGGAGUACAGCAACUAUUCCCGAUCUUCCUUAAUUAUACGCCGAAAACUUUCUGUGUAGGACAGAAAUGUUACGAUACCCCGAAGAGCAGGUGCAUGGAAUGCCCAGACUGUCCAGAUCUCUGCGCUAAUUCUACUUUACCGGCAGCCAAGGCAGAAUGCGUCGCAAAGUAUUCGCAUGCUUAUUAUAAAUCUGCUGCCAUGGAAUUCAAUCUCUUCUGCAAACCCGGCUGGAAAGAUUUCCGUCCAGCUUUUGCACAAUACAUUGGAGUAUUGAUCGGAAACAUCAUUCUCGGAUGGGUGGCGGAUCGAAUCGGACGUCGUAAGACCUACGUGAUUUCGCUGUUCAUCGGAAUCCCGGCUCUAGCUCUGUCGGGUACGUUUAUUGGAUUUUUGGAAUUCCAUGCCCGCGAAAAAAGCGAAGUAAUGAUUUUUUGA
Molecule: messenger RNA, 528 nt
Organism: Ostertagia ostertagi
Lineage: Eukaryota; Metazoa; Nematoda; Chromadorea; Rhabditida; Trichostrongylidae
Source: the annotation of a GenBank genome assembly